Lingula anatina is the source of this 1899-nucleotide messenger RNA. Its product is annotated as transmembrane protein 69-like. Lineage: Eukaryota; Metazoa; Brachiopoda; Lingulata; Lingulida; Lingulidae. The record is from RefSeq and is a predicted model, not a curated record.
UUCAUCAGAGAAAUUAUUUCACCGAGCCAAAUCGGACUCGAAGUUUACCGGCAAAAGCUCACUUUCCCAAGGUUAAAAUAAACACCAUGCUCCAAUUAGGUGCUCGUUGUCUUGGCUCUAACAUCAUGCUUCAGUGCAAGGCAAGAAGUGCAGUUCCAUUGAUCAAUUCCCUGAACGGACAUCAAAAAUGUCAAGUGUCAGUACAUCAAGCAAGACUGUUCAGUGUCACUUCAAACCUGAAUCUUGACUACAAAGAUCAAAUAAAGCAAUUAAAGAAAGCAGUUUCAUCCGGAACUGAACCUGUGAAACCCCUCAUCAGCUUUUUAAAGGCUGAGAUACCGAGUUAUAAAUCUGCACCUGAUGCUGCAAAAUACCUUGGACUUGGGGGCUUGGUUCCAUUUGUGCUCCCCCCUCUUCACUGCCUUUUUAUUCUUCAUAUGUAUGACCCCAAUAUUGCCUAUCUUCAAGCUCUCUAUGGUGGGUGCAUUCUAUCUUUCCUGGGAGGAGUCAGGUGGGGAUUUUCACUGCCGUCAAAUGGGCCAUUGAAGCCAGAUUUUAAUAAUUUGAGCAUAAGUGUAGCACCACCAUUAAUAGCUUGGGGAGGGUUAAUGCUUGGGUCCCCUGGACUCUCCAUCUUCGUCACCAUGUGCGGACUGAGUGGUGCUGCAUACUUGGACUCUAAGGUGAAGGCCUACCCCAAGUGGUAUCAUGGACUGCGAUAUUUACUGACUGUAGGGGCAGUGUCAUCUCUCUUCCUUACCUUGGUACUCAAAGCUCUCCUCAAAAGCAAAGAUCAAGAAUACCUGCCAGAGGGCGUGGCAGAAGCUAUCAGAAAGGCAAGACAGUCCUAAUUGACAGUGCUUAUUUUGAACACCAGAAUGCCAAAUACUAGAGCUUGUAUGUGUUUUACAGGUAUUUCAAAAGUACUAAAUAAUGCAUUGUGCUACAGAGAAUCAGCAUCAGUGCUUGUGUUAUAAAGUUGUGAAUAGUUAUCCUGUUCUUGUGCGUAGCAACUUCAGUUGUUUAUUUAAGAGGUUAGAGAAGGGGACAUUCUCAACAAAACUAUUGGUCUUAAGUAGAUUGAUCCAACUCUGCAGGGACUCUAAUUGAAUGCAAUCAAAUUAACAGACCAUCAUGUUUCCAAUGUUAUUAUAUAAUCACCAGCUUUUGCUUUCUUCUGCUCAAUGCCAGGAAGCAUGUUAAGCUGAUAGCAUUCAGGGAGAGUUGGAUUGACUACAUAGAACAAUAGUUUCCUUGGGAGUGAGCCUUUAUACAUGUACACCUUUGAUGAUUUGCAUUUUUCUACAUAUCAAUUCUUGAGCAAAUAAUCCAAGUUAUUACAGUACAAGUUUCUAUUUUGUAUUUGAUGUGUUGAGCAAACAUUCAGUGGGUUUGAUCUUAAUUUUGUAUCAAUUUCGACUUAAACUAGUUCAUGUUCUACAAGUUUAAGUGAUAUUUUUGAAAUUCCAGCUCAUUAUAAAUUCUGUACAUAUUUAUACCAGAGCUGAUACCAGUAAUAUUACAGGAAAUAUUAUAAGUUGAAUGUAUGCAGGAAGCUGUGGAUUUUUUUUUUUGGUUUUUUUUUUUUUUUUUGUUUUAUUAUGGCAACAUUGCAUGCAAUGAUGAAUUAAACUGAAUACCAAAAAAUUUUGUUUUUGUUAAUUUUUAAGCUGGUUUACUACACCACUUGAAGAUGCAUACCCCAGUAUUAAGUAUGUAGACAUGCCAAAUUAUUCUCACUAAACCCUUCCAAAUGCCACCAUAUAGAUUACUUCGUAUUGUAACUUAAGCAAAUCCAUUACAUUUCAUUAUUUUCUCUUAUUUCAUUUUCAUGAACUGGAGGGAUGGAUAAGUAGGCCAAGUUUAUGUCCAGAAAUUUGAAGUGCUAUGGGUACUCGU